Messenger RNA from Pecten maximus, 3226 nucleotides. RefSeq lists its product as uncharacterized. Lineage: Eukaryota; Metazoa; Mollusca; Bivalvia; Pectinida; Pectinidae. The coding region runs from base 831 to 1778 and encodes 315 amino acids. The record is from RefSeq and is a predicted model, not a curated record. The transcript has 8 exons.
CACAAUAGACAUAUGUACAUCGUGUUCUAUUGUUGUGUCUCAUCAUCCUGGAACAUCUAUUAACUAUGGGACGUCACUGUUAAUUACUACAAAGCUCGCGCAUCCUGGUGGGUACAAUUGGAUGCAUAUGUGUCACCGAUUAAAAGGCCAACCGGAAGAAUAUGCACUUGAAACACAUCUACACAUAUAUAUAUACAGUGUCUUCUCCGCGACUACAAUAUUCGGAUCGUCAGUGUAAUCACACACAAACUGACCUCUCAGUGAAUAAAAUAGUCUGAUCGUCAGUGUAACCACACACAGACUGACUUCUCAGUGACUACAAUAUUCGGAUCGUCAGUGUAACCACACACAGACUGACUUCUCAGUGACUACAAUAGUCGGAUCGUCAGUGUAACCACACACAGACUGACUUCUCAGUGACUACAAUAUUCGGAUCGUCAGUGUAAUCACACGAACUGAUUUCUCAGUGACUACAAUAUUCGGAUCGUCAGUGUAAUCACACACAGACUGACUUCUCAGUGACUACAAUAUUCGGAUCGUCAGUGUAAUCACACACAGACUGACUUCUCAGUGACUACAAUAUUCAGAUCGUCAGUGUAAUCACACGAACUGAUUUCUCAGUGACUACAAUAUUCGGAUCGUCAGUGUAAUCACACACAGACUGACUUCUCAGUGACUACAAUAGUCUGAUCGUCAGUGUAAUCACACGAACUGACUUCUCAGUGACUACAGUAUUAGGAUCGUCAGUGUAAUCCGCCAUAUAUUCCAGCGAGUUCAAAGUUCCUAACCAAAGUAUUAUAAAACAAGAAAAUAUAUUUCCAGUGACUAAAAUGUUCGGGUUUGCAGUGAUGUGUUGUAUAUGGCUUUGGUGGAUCCAGCCUUCAUCAGGAGAGCCAUGUGCUUACGAUGUACAUCUAAUAGAGAACAACACUGGAUUAUAUAUCACAUGGACUACACUAGGACUAAACUGUGGCGAUACCUGGCUUCGAAUAGAUUCCGUUGGUGAUAUUGCGCUUAAGUCCUCGCCUAUGCUGGUACAGCAGGGUUCUCAUCCGCAUGUUAUAUGUAGGAGUACAAGUUGUGAUACUGUCAAUGAUAUCACCGUCAUUCAAGUGACAACUACCACGACGACUCGGCUAACAACCUCAGAGCCUCUGACACAGACACCUGUAGAUAGUGGAGAGGUAGAGGAGACCCCUACAUCCUUAGUGACGAUAUCUGUAGUCUGUUCAGUCGUGGUGCUGGCGAUUUUGGUUGGCGUACUUGUAGUGUUUGUAGUCAAAAGACGUCGGACACAUCACAGAAAAGAGGUAGUCCCGUUGGUGAACAGGGAAAGGACGCUGAGACGAGAGGACAUUGAACACAGAGUUAAUUUGGACGAACAUGAAAAUGAAGAUGGAAACUACGCCGAAAUAGGCGCGGUCAGCCACCUACAAAGUGACAUGAAUACAGCGAUGGUACAUCCACAGGACCCAGAAGAUCGUCCUGUUGUAGGAGAUAUGUAUGCAGUCGUGCAGAAACCGACAAAGACUGCAAAGAAUAAUGUUGUUGAUGAUCCCAGAUCAAUGUAUGCCCAGGUACAGAAACCGUCGGCGGCUGAAAAACGCCUGAAGCUACAAGAGGACGACAACAAACCUAAUCAAGAGGUUUCGCGACAUGAAAACAAAGACGGAUUACUUUAUAUGGACGUGGACUUCAGUGACACACCUAAACACAGCGCCCAACCUUUAAGUAUUCCCCAGAGUGACUGUGAAUAUGCAGAUGUGGAGCAUACAUGACAUGAAUAUACUGGUAGUAUAUACAACAGAGUUUGUACAGUACUACAAGUUUAGCCUAUAGAAAGGUUAGACUUUUGUUACUGGGUCGAUAUAACAUACACAAUUGCAACCUUAAAUUCCCGAUGGAUUUAUCACUAGGAUGACCUAUAUGCCGUUAGACAUGUAAACUCCCAAAUAUAACACUUUCAGUGGUGUAAUCUCGGAUAAGAUCUUUUCUUUCAGUCAGGUUAUUUAUAUAAUAUCGUCCUUCAUUCAGUUACGUAGCACUCCACAUAUCAUCAAUCAGUUCAGGGAUUUAAACUCCCAUUUAUAUAUUCAUUCGGAGAUGUAAAUCAUCUUUGACCUAUUCAUUCGGCGAUGUAAAUCAUCUUUGAUCUAUUCAUUCGGCGAUGUAAAUUCUCUUUAAUCUAUUCAUUCGGCGAUGUAAAUUCUCUUAAAUCUAUUCAUUCGGCGAUGUAAAUUCUCUUUAAUCUAUUCAUUCGGCGAUGUAAAUUCUCUUUAAUCUAUUCAUUCGGCGAUGUAAAUUCUCUUUAAUCUAUUCAUUCGGCGAUGUAAAUUCUCUUUAAUCUAUUCAUUCGACGAUGUAAAUUCUCUUUAAUCUAUUCAUUCGGCGAUGUAAACUCGCCAAAACUAUUCAGUGAUAUAAUUCCCCAGUUAUCUAUUCAUUCAGUAAUGUAAACUUCCAUAUGUCAUUUAUCUAUUCAGUAAUGUAAACUCCAAUAUAUCAUUUAUUUAUUCAGUGUUGUAAAUUCCCAUUUAUGCAUUUAUUCACUGAUGUAAACCCCCUAUAUCUGUUCAGUAAUGUCAACUUCCAUAUGUCAUUUAUCUAUUCAGCGAUGUAAACUCCCAUUUAUAUAUUUAUUCAGCAAUGUAGACUACCUAUUUAUGUAUUCAUUCAUUGAUAUAAAUUCCCAUUUAUAGAUAUGUAUAUUCCUUCUGUGAUGUUGACUUCCCAUAUAUGUAUUCAUUCAGUGAUAUAAAUUCCCAUUUAUAUAUGCAUUCAGCGAUGUAAACUCGCAUUUAUCUAUUCAUUGUAUAUUUCAAUGAUGUUUUUUAACCAAGAGAAAUUUUCUACACGUUAUUUUACCUAUUUUGAUAUUGUUUAUUUACUAUGUGUACUAUUUUGAUAUUGUUUAUUUUCUAUGUGUGUUUGUUUUUUCCCAUGAUUGUAUCAUUGUACAAAAUGCUCAAACUUUUAGCAUGGAGUUGUAAUGAAAAUAAAAAUGAAUAAAUACGAUUUGGAAAACAAAACAAAAGAUGUUGAUGAGACAAGAACCAUUUUGUAGUCUUUCUACUCGUCUUUCCUCUUAAAUACCUGUUCUAUUGACGUGUUCUCUUGAAAUUAAGUACUUACCAAAAGUGAAUCCUAUAUACAUAAAAUGGGAAAGUCUAUGCUUGUGAUUAUUUACACUUCAAGAUGAAGAUUGUGAAUAUAUAUUUACAUUCUG